Lotus japonicus is the source of this 1121-nucleotide messenger RNA. RefSeq lists its product as uncharacterized. Bases 148 to 801 code for a protein of 217 amino acids. NCBI's taxonomy places the organism in Eukaryota, Viridiplantae, Streptophyta, Magnoliopsida, Fabales, Fabaceae. The record is from RefSeq and is a predicted model, not a curated record. The transcript has 5 exons.
GAUAAUUCUAUGUGUAUGACAGCUUAUUUUUCCAUGUUACACAAUUAGUAGUUUCUCACGAGGAAUCUCACUAAGAAGCACAAUAAGUUGCAUCACUUUCAUACAAAAACAGUAUCACCUGGUUCACAGGAUUUAGUGUGCAAGAAUAUGAUGAUAACUUCCUCCAUCAGCUACACAAACACCGUUGCUGUUCCUCUUAAUGAGUAUCCUUGGGCUUCCUUUGAUCAUUAUUUGGAAGACAUGGGAAGAGUAAUCCGAGUCUUAUUUCCAAAAAAAUCAACAACCGAGCAGCUUAACCAGGAAGAGUGGAGAGUUAAGAUGACUCCUGUGAAAGUCUUGUUCUUAAAAUGCCAACCAGUCAUACAUAUCAUUGCUAAAUGCAUAUCUGAAGCUGAAGCUUACCCACCUGAGAUCCCAGGGCAUAUCACCAAACUGCUCCAGAUUCAUAUUACAAGAUGUGAGCUUCAAGAUCUCCAUGCUGAUUACAUGCCACAAGGUUUCAGCGUCGAUGCCAGAGGAUCUCUGUUCCUGGAAAGACAGGGAAAGCAUAACUGGAUCAAGUAUCAGUUAGACGUUAGUUUAAAAUUUGUUGUUCCUCCUUUACUCUCCUGGGUUCCUAAACAUGUCUUGCAAAGAAUUUCGGAAUCGAUUCUCAGAAAUUAUGCGAAGGAUAUGAGUAAAGGAUUAGCUUUCAGAUUAUUAGCAGAUUAUAACUCGUUCAAGAGGAACAAGCCCGGAAAUUCGGUGCAAUUACAUCCAGAUGCAGCUCCACUAUUGAAGGAUCCCUUGGAUAAACAUUAAACCUUCAGAAUCUGCUGUUAUACAAGCUUUUUUUUAGAGUUCAAUGUUCAGUAAUAAUACAUAUAUGUCAAGGCUAAGGGUAAAUAACUUCCUCAUUUAUUAUCAUUAAUAGAUGAGAUAUACAACAUGACCUUGCAAGUGAAAGGAGUUUUGAAGAGGGUCACCAAACUCAGAAGAUAAUGAAGAUGCAUAUAUGUGGCUAAAUUCAUAAAAGCAUCUCUUGUUUGUUUGCUGUUGAAUUUGUUGAUGAUGUAAUUUGAUAUAGUUUAAUUGGUUUAUGUUUGUUGCACAUACAUAAAACUGAUAAAAGCUUUGCUCUA